AUGGACGUGGGGUCCUUGAAACUUGACUCCCCCUUCACUCCAAUUCGACAGCAAUGGGAAUCCUUGAAAACAAUGUUUCCUAAGACAGAGAUGCAUGACUCAGGCCCAUCCGACCUGGAAGGGCAGAUUCGCGAGGCCCAGGCCCAACUCGCACAGCUCAAGAAGCAACGCGAGCUCAUUGAUAUCCAACAGAAAGUGGCAGAAGAAACCAGGGAUCUCGAAUUGGCUCGGAACAGACUUUCAGCUAUAACCAGUGCAGCUAGUCCUCCUCCUUCCGCGUUCAAAGAAGACCCGCGGGCGAACGCUUGGGACCGCGGAUCUCAAGGGCAGGGGCCCCAGAAGAAGCAAUGUAUUGCGCGUGAACCACCGACCGGUCCGGCAAACAUACAUCCUUCACGCCGGAUCCCUGAGCCCUCGACUCCCCGUCCCCAAGCGAAGCCCGCCCAGCCCAAACCCCCUCAGAAGACUCCUCAACCGAAACAAGCUGCUAAAAACCCCCCAGCGAAGGUUCCUGCGAAGCCUCAAGCGAAACAAGCACCCAAGCAGCCUAAAGUGGCACUUCCACAGGCCCCUAAACAAACUCCUCCCCAAGGUCCCAAGGCGGCGCCUCCACAGGCUCCUCCACAGGCUCCUCCACAGGCUCCUCCACAGGCUCCUCAACCGACACCUCCGCAGGCCCCGAAGGAGACCCAUUCCCAGCCCCCUCAGCCGGCACCCCAGCCUUCACCCCAGGGCUCUAAACACAACACCUCCUCGCUUUCCCUUCAGGAACUGCGAGCUCUCGCAGCCGCAACCCUAAGGGGCAAGGGACCGAACUCACAACCGUCGCCCACUCCCACCCCGGUAAAAGCACCCAACCCACCGACCCAGCCCGCGUCCGCCAGCAAGCCCAUCAACCAACCCCCAGUGCCCAAUGUAGCCGUAUACCAUGGCCGAGCACUGGGUGAGUUCAAGAACUACACGCUAGGCCUGGAGCGGCAUUUCGGCAAAUACCCAGACUGGUACCGCAACGAAGAGAACAAAGUGACACGGGCCCUGAAACACGUCUCCCUCCCACUCGAGCACGAAUGGAAGCAAUACAUCCGCACCGAAUCAGCCAACAAGAAUACCUAUCUCGAUUUCUGCACUUUCAUGAUCUCCCAGCUGCAGAAGGGCAUCCGGCCCGAGACGGCCAAGGCCCGGUAUUACGAGAGCUACCAACGGACUGCGCAGUCGGUCACUGAUUUCUCGAACUGGAUGAUGCAGUGGCCUACACACUUUCCGAACAGGGACUCGGAGCGGGAUCGGAUGCGUCAUCUCUUCGAGCAUACUAUGAGACGGGUGCAGAAUGAGUCUGAGAAGACGCAUUUGGAUUUCGAUCACUAUCAUGAGUUUGUGCAGUAUUUGCAGCGUGUGGAGGAUUCGAUUGAGAGUCGUCAGGAGUCGCUUGGUCGUGGGAGGGAUAAUAAUCCCCGGAAGCGAUCGCGGGAUUUGGAUUGA
Messenger RNA from Penicillium olsonii, 1479 nucleotides. NCBI's taxonomy places the organism in Eukaryota, Fungi, Ascomycota, Eurotiomycetes, Eurotiales, Aspergillaceae. The record is from the annotation of a GenBank genome assembly.